AUGUCUCAAGUCGCCCUCGUCACUGGUGCUUCUCGCGGUAUUGGCAAAGCCAUCGCCCUUCGUUUCGCUGAAGAUGGAUUCGACGUCGCCGUUAGCGACCUCUCUAUCAACAAGGAGGCUCUUGAGGCUGUUUCGAGCGAGAUUGUGGCGAAAGGACGUGCCAGCAAAGCAUUCUACGCGGACAUCAGCGUCGAAGAACAAGUCAUCGCCUUGAUUGACGACGUUGUCGCCCAACUGGGACAAAUCAACGUUCUCGUGGCAAACGCAGGCAUUGCGGUGUACAAGCCUCUCAUUGACCACACCGCCGACGAUUGGAUUCGAACCUUCAACGUGAACACCCACGGGACCUUCUUCUCCUUCAAAUACGCCGCGAAGGCUAUGAUCGCACAAGGAAAAGGCGGACGUCUCAUCGCAACCUCCUCAGACUCAGGCAGGCACGGCUGGCCCGGACUCGGAGCGUAUAGCGCCUCCAAAGCGGCGAUGCGGGGCAUGAUGCACGUCUUCGCGAGUGAACUCGGGCCGCACAACAUCACAGCGAACGUUUUCUGUCCUGGUGCCGUCAAGACAGACAUGGGUGCUGCCAUUGCCAUCGCGGGGGGCAUGACGCCCGAAAUCAUGACAGAGCAGAUGGCAAAGAUGGCCCCGCUCGGUCGUAUCGCCGAGACGAGCGACAUCGUCGGCGUCGUCUCUUUCCUCGCGUCGAAGGACGCUGCGUUCAUUACGGGUCAAAGUUACUCCGUCAAUGGUGGGCUUAUGCUCGAGUAG
Messenger RNA from Cyclocybe aegerita, 765 nucleotides. NCBI's taxonomy places the organism in Eukaryota, Fungi, Basidiomycota, Agaricomycetes, Agaricales, Hemipholiotaceae. The record is from the annotation of a GenBank genome assembly.